CAAAAUUAAUGAAAUCAUUCCUCUGUUAACCAUUUUCUAGUUGGUUCCUCUGUUUUCUUUCUUUCUUUCUCCCUUACCCAAGUGACUUCUACCUUCCCUCUAAUUUUCAACCAUCAUUCCUUCUCAUCAAUGCCGAACCAAUAAACCCCAACCGCCACCAUGAGAGUUUCCUCCACGGCGGGCUCGCCUCACGCCGACGACCACCACCGCAUUUCCACCCUCGGCCACCGCGAUGCCGAGUCUCUCUUCCGCUCCAAACCCAUCGCCGAGAUCCGCAACACCGAGUCCCUCACCCGGAAGCAGAUCGAUGACAAGCGUGAGGAGCUUCGCCAGCUCGUCGGUAACCGCUACCGCGACCUCAUCGACUCCGCUGACUCCAUCGUCCACAUGAAGUCCUCCUGCACCUCCAUCUCCGCCAACAUCACCGCCGUCCACGAUCGAAUUCGAUCCCUCUCCCUCUCCCACUCCCAAACCUCCCUCCACUCCCAAACCAACCUCCAUUCCCAGUCCCGCGCCUCCACCUACGGCGUCGCGUGCCGCGUCAAGUACCUCGUUGACACCCCUGAGAAUAUCUGGGGCUGCCUCGAUGAGGCAAUGUUCCUCGAGGCCGCUUCUCGAUACGUUCGUGCCAAGCAUGUGCAUCACCGCUUGUUCAUUGAUUCGGAUGAUCACAAUAUCAAGAUCUUGAACAAUUUCCCGCUCCUGCAGCAUCAGUGGCAGAUUGUUGAGAGCUUCAGGGUGCAGAUCUCGCAGCGCAGCCGCGACCGGUUGCUAGAUCGCGGCCUAUCGAUCGCCUGUUACGCGGAUGCACUCGCUGCCGUCGCGGUUAUUGAUGAGCUCCAGCCUGAGCAGGUGUUGGGCUUGUUUCUGGAAUCGAGGAAGUCGUGGAUUUUGCAAGUGUUGGGUAAUGCUGGUGCUGGUGAUGAUUCGUCUUUAGUGGUUUCGGUAUUGUGUGAUGUGUUGGGUAUAAUUCAGGUCACUGUAGGUCAGGUGGGUGAGUUGUUUCUGCAGGUCUUGAAUGAUAUGCCCCUGUUCUAUAAAGUUAUUCUGGGAUCUCCUCCUGCGUCGCAAUUGUUUGGUGGGAUUCCCAAUCCUGAUGAGGAAAUUAGACUCUGGAAGUCGUUUAGAGAUAAACUGGAAUCGGUCAUAGUAAUGCUUGAUAAAAAAUACAUUGCUGAUACCUGUUUUACUUGGUUAAGGGAAUGCGUAGACAAGAUAAGUGGAAGAAAUUUGAUCAAUGCCAUUGAUAGUGGCCGAGAUCUUGCUUCUGCUGAGAAAUCAAUUAGGGAGACAAUGGAAAGUAAACAAGUUCUACAAGGGAGUCUAGAAUGGCUCAAGAGCGUUUUUGGAUCUGAGAUCGAGUUGCCUUGGAGUAGGAUUCGGGAACUUGUUUUGGAAGAUGACUCGGAUCUUUGGGAUGAGAUAUUUGAGGAUGCUUUUCUUAUUAGGAUGAAAGCAAUCAUUGAUUUGAGAUUUAGGGAGCUAACCAAUGCUGUUGACGUGGUUAACUCAAUUUCUUCAGUAAAUGAUUCUUUCACCAAGCAGAAUGAUAUUCUGGGGUACUUGAACAGACUUUCUGCGGCUGGUGGUGUUUGGUUUCUGGAAUCCAAUGCCAGAAAAACUGGAGUUGCUUCAGGGUUUAAAGUUCAGCCUGAAGAGAAUGAAUUUCAUUCUUGUCUUAAUGCCUAUUUUGGUCCUGAAGUAAGUCGAAUCAGGGAUGUAGUUGACGUUUCUUGUAAGAGCAUCCUUGAGGAUCUUUUAAGUUUCUUAGAAUCCCCGAAGGCCUCCCGAAGAUUGAAGGAUCUGGCACCGUAUCUGCAAAGUAAAUGUCAUGAAAGUGUGUCUGCGAUAUUGAUGGCAUUGCAAAAAGAGCUUGAUAGUUUAUAUGGUUCAAUGGAAAAUGGUGACAAGGAGGUGCCAACAACUGUUACUGUUGAAAAAUCCAUCUUCAUCGGAAGAUUAUUGUUUGCAUUUCAAAACCAUUCUAAACAUAUACCCUUGAUACUUGGUUCUCCCAGAUUCUGGGCAAGUGGGAAUGCGUCUGCAGUUGGAAAAUCACCAUCUCUCGUGAAGCAUUCUCGAUUUGGAUCUGAUUCUUCUCUCUGUGAUAGUCCAGGAAGACAAUUAAGCCUUGGCUCUAAAAGACAAAAUUCAUCUGCUGCGGCUGCCUUGCUUGGAGCAAAAGAAGGUGCAAGCCAUGAAUUGGAAGAACUGAAUAGGAUUAUUGGGGAUCUUUGUAUUAGAGCCUACAACUUGUGGAUAUUAUGGCUGUCAAAUGAACUUUCUGCUAUUAUCUCUCAGGAUCUUCAGCAAGAUGAUGCCCUGUCAUUGAGUACAUCUUGGAGGGGAUGGGAGGAUAUCAUAGUUAAGCAAGAUCAGGCUGAAGAGAACCAAUCAGAAAUGAAAAUAUCUCUUCCAUCCAUGCCUUCUUUGUACAUCAUGUCAUUUCUAUUUAGAGCGUGUGAAGAAAUUCAUCGAGUUGGUGGUCAUGUACUUGAAAAGAAGAUUUUGCAGAAACUUGCAUCAAGAUUGUUGGAAAAGGUGAUUGAAAUCUUUGAGGAUUUCCUUUCCACUGAAAAGGGUGGUGCUCAUCAAGUGUCAGAAAAAGGAGUCUUGCAGCUUUUGUUAGAUGUCAAAUUUGCCACUGAUGUUCUCUCUGGUGGGGAUUCAAAUGUGGUUGGGGAGUUAUCCAGUAACCCAAAGGCAAAGUUUUCUUUCAGAAGAAAGCAGGAGCCAAGUUUGACAGUGUCAGCCAUUAAAGAACGUUCUAAUCAGCUGUUGAAUCGUCUUUCUCAGAGAUUGGAUCCGAUUGACUGGCUUACGUAUGAACCAUAUCUCUGGGAGAAUGAGAGGCAGUCGUACCUACGACAUGCUGUCCUCUUUGGUUUCUUUGUGCAACUUAACCGGAUGUACACAGAUACUGUACAGAAAUUGCCGACUAAUUCAGAAUCUAAUAUCCUGAGGUGUUCUACGGUUCCCCGGUUUAAAUACCUCCCCAUCAGUGCUCCAGCAUUGUCCUCUAGAGGGACAAAGAAGACAUUUACUCCAUCUUCAAAUGAGAUCUCUUCAAGAAGUUCAUGGAAUUCUAUUACAAAUGGUGAACUUUCUCCAAACAUGAAUUUGGAUGAUAGCUCAAGUCUAGGGGUGGCAGCACCAUUAUUGAAGUCUUUCAUGCAAGUUGGAAGCAGGUUUGGGGAGAGUACCUUUAAACUGGGAUCUAUGCUAACUGAUGGGCAAGUUGGCAUUUUCAAGGACAGAUCUGCAGCUGCUAUGUCCACAUUUGGAGAUAUUUUACCUGCUCAGGCAGCUGGUCUUCUUUCAUCUUUUACAGCUCCAAGAUCAGAUUCAUGAUGUUCCAGUUCAAGGAUUGAAAAGCACCCACAUGCUCUUUUGCAAAGUCUGGUUAUAGAAACGUGUGAUAUCUAAUAAAAUCCCCCACCACUCAUGGCACUGCUCUGAUCAGAGAAUCAUUAGAAUCAUAUUUGCAGCUCCCCAAAUAUUCAAAAUAACUGAAGCAAAUGGAACAAUGAACUCUGGGGAUGAAGGUUCUUAAUAUUUGAAUACUGUGGUUAGCAUGUUUCAUUAUUUGGUUACGGAACGGUUCUGAAUUGUGAUAAAUGACCAGAGUGUAAGCAUGAAGGAACUCAGCUACAGAUCGAAGAGCGAAAAUAGUGUUGAUGGCAGGCAGAUUCAUGUUCGCAUGUCAUAUAUGGUUCAAGGUGGGAAUGGGUUCUUGCUAAUGACUGCUGUGUUGCAUUAUACUAAUUUUUGGCCUGUCUAUAGUUUACAUAAAUUCAAUCAAAUUAUCAUCUAUUAGAUUCUUUCUCCCGUUUACAAUGUAACCCUGUAUUUUAAGUAAGAUACUUGAGUGAACCAAAUUCAUAUAGAUGAGCAAUAGUGCAAUAGUUUCUCUUUUUUGUGGGAAAUUUCAUGAAAUUAUUUGAACCUUUAUUUCUUUAA
Lotus japonicus is the source of this 3960-nucleotide messenger RNA. RefSeq names its product conserved oligomeric Golgi complex subunit 1. The transcript is spliced from 7 exons. NCBI's taxonomy places the organism in Eukaryota, Viridiplantae, Streptophyta, Magnoliopsida, Fabales, Fabaceae. Gene Ontology annotation, cellular component: Golgi apparatus; COG complex. Gene Ontology annotation, biological process: intra-Golgi vesicle-mediated transport. Bases 160 to 3351 code for a protein of 1063 amino acids. The record is from RefSeq and is a predicted model, not a curated record.